UGUGGAUUCGAAGCCACCAACAACUCAUUUUCCCAGUAACCCUUGCGAGCCUUACGUCGUUGUGCGUCAGCUCCCCAGUCCCCCCACCAUCACUGUUCUACAGAGGAAGAAAGGGGGAGACGGGCAACCUAUACAGAACGCUUUCACACAAAUAUGAGCGGCAGCGGGCGGCCCAGGACCAGCUCAUUCGCUGAGCCUCCCGGAGCUCCCGGAUCCGCUGCAACCGGUGCCGGAUCAGCAGUAGCCGGUGGAAGCUCGACAGGAAAAACUGGGGCUUCACAAGCCAGUGGAAGCAGCUCGACGAGCUUUGGGAAUUUGAAACUGCCUAGAGACAGUGGCAAAGUGACGACGGUAGUAGCCACACCUGGCCAGGGCCCCGAUCGCCCACAGGAAGUGUCCUACACAGACAUAAAGGUUAUAGGAAAUGGCUCCUUUGGCGUGGUCUAUCAGGCUCGCCUCAUCGACAGCCAGGAGAUGGUGGCAAUUAAGAAAGUUCUCCAAGACAAGAGGUUUAAGAAUAGGGAGCUGCAAAUUAUGAGGAAAUUGGACCACUGCAACAUAGUGAGGCUACGUUACUUCUUCUACUCGAGCGGAGAGAAGAAAGAUGAGGUGUAUUUGAAUCUGGUGCUGGACUAUGUUCCUGAGACAGUGUACAGGGUAGCUCGGCACUUCAACAAGGCCAAGACCACCAUCCCCAUCAUCUAUGUUAAGGUGUACAUGUACCAGCUGUUCCGUAGUCUGGCUUAUAUCCAUUCCCAGGGCGUGUGUCACAGAGACAUCAAGCCCCAGAACCUCCUGGUGGAUCCAGAGACUGCCAUCCUCAAACUCUGUGACUUUGGCAGUGCAAAGCAGCUAGUUCGGGGGGAGCCGAAUGUGUCCUAUAUCUGCUCACGGUACUAUCGUGCCCCGGAGCUCAUCUUUGGUGCCACCGACUACACGUCUAACAUUGACAUCUGGUCAGCCGGCUGUGUGCUGGCUGAGCUGCUGCUGGGCCAGCCUAUCUUCCCUGGGGACAGUGGUGUGGACCAGCUAGUAGAGAUCAUCAAGGUUCUGGGGACACCAACAAGGGAGCAGAUCCGGGAAAUGAACCCUAACUACACAGAGUUCAAAUUCCCACAGAUCAAAGCACACCCUUGGACAAAGGUGUUUAAGCCUCGUACCCCACCAGAGGCUAUUGCCCUCUGCUCUCGACUGCUGGAAUACACGCCGGUGACCAGGCUGUCUCCCCUGGAGGCAUGUGCGCACGCCUUCUUCGAUGAGCUGCGCCAGCCCAACACCCGCCUGCCCAGUGGACGAGAACUGCCGCUCCUCUUCAACUUUAGUCCUGUUGAGCUGUCUAUCCAGCCCCAGUUGAACUCCACGCUCAUUCCUCCUCACGCUCGUGCACAGACAUCGCCUGCCUCACAUGAGGGCAGUGUGUCAGACAGUUCCGCCCAGCCCAGCUCAGCACCUGGAUCCAUCAGCAACAGCACCUGAGCAUCCAUCCCUCUGUCAUCAUUUCUUUUUGUCUUCCCUAUUUUCCUUUUCUCUCCUCUGCUCUUGUCCCUCUAAACCUUCCUCCUGGCUCCAAAUCCUUAAGAUAGAAAAGAAAUAACUAUACACACCCACACAAACACUCAGCAUUGCUAUUAUCCCUGAAUUUUAACCAUUUCCAAUAGAAAGUGAUUUCUGUGGCUGCUAGCUUCAGGAGGGUGUGGGGUUGUUUUAAGGACGUUUAGGUAGCCAAGCUUGGGCUUAAUAUAAGCUGCAGUCUAUGUGGCCCUUGUCUGGCCUGUUAGAAUAAAGACACUUUACAUUGGUUGCAUGGGAUGUUUGGGAGAGAGGAGGUGGGUUGUACAUGUUAUGUGGAUUUUCUGUUUUAUAAUCUACAGUUGACUUUUAUCCCUUUUUAUGUUCAUUUUAUUUGCUUUAGCUAAUUUUAUGUGUGGCCGUGGUGCCAUUGAAUUGGGGUACUGAUUGGCCAUGGAGUUGAGAAUGAGGGCCUCAUGUAAGGCCUGACGAAUAUUGACAAUCAUCCUUAGUAGGGUAAAAAAUGGCACACUUGUACUGUACAUAGUGUUUGAUCGUACAACCCACUGUGUAGAUUAGUGGCUUUUCUGUCACUUUCUACCCUGAACUCUACUCAAGUAUUGUCAGUUCAUCCAGCCCAAUGGUGAACAAAUGUGAAGAAUUUUUUUAAAUCUCCCAGUUUAAUACCAGACAGAAAAUGUUGGCUGAUUUUGUCCAUGUCAUUUUAGAUAAGAGGUGGUUUUAAAUUUUAUUACAAAGGAGGGCACCACAGCCUGUCUUUACAGUUUCUUUUUGAAUAUUAGCUCCUCAACUGCCUUUUAUGUGAAUGAGAGGGAGCUUUACACGAGCAGAGUGCACAUCUUAAGUUUCUUCAGUAUAAGCUCUUGUUUUCAUUGGUUAAGCUGGAAACCAAGCGUUUCAUGUUAAUUCUUAAGUGAGUAUUGCACAUCUCCAAAGGAAGUAGAGGGGAAGCAAAGGGGUGAGUUAUGUGUACUGUCCAGCUGUUAACAUAACUUUACACAGAGGGAGCCGUUGGUGUGGGGCUCCAGUUGCAUCUAAUACAGAAGCCUCAAUGUCUCUCAUGUCAUAAACACAGUUGCUUAGCACUGUAGGGUGAAUAGUCACCUCAUUAAUUAUGUCACUUUACAGUGUUAAAUUAAGUAUCAGCUUGAUUAUGUUGACAUCAGGUGCAGAGGGUACAGAGAGACUACUGCUUUCACUGCUCACCUGGCUCGUCAUUGACAUUUCAGCUAGUAUACACAGUUAUUAUUUGUGCAGGGGGAGGACUCUGAAUGAAUUUAGUUUGGUUUGUGAGAGAGAUUUGUUGAAACCCUCUUCACCCCUUCCUAAACAGCCUGCCUGUGACACUCAUAUCAUGUACUUCUUGUCCUGUGAUGAUGCUAGGAACUGAUCUUGAAUGAUUAACGCAGCCUAACAGUCCGCUCUCGGCAUGGACUCGUUUUCUUUCUUCCACCACGCAAAUGUGCAUGUUCAGCCCAAGUUGACCACACUAUGUUACUUCCACUAAUCUCAGUAAUAAUCUGACCAGAAAUGAUGCUCAAACCCCUGAAACCCAACAGCUUUUGGAGCCUCCUCUUCCAUUCCUUUUUGUCCUCAUCCCUCUGCCUUCUGCUUCCCACUUUCCUCCUCCUUUUUUCACUGCUAAACUGUAAAUAUCAAGUACCUUUUAUUUUAUUUUGUUAUUUUUGUUAUUAUUGUUAUUAUAUUGUUGUUCUUGUAAUUUUUUUUUCUCUAGUAGACCGGCGCAGCAGCGGCCGGACUGUUUAUCCUCAGUCACAGUCUGUAAAUACGAUUUCAUUUCAGUCCCUGGUUCAGGAGGGGAAAAACAGAACAAAAUGUUUCAUUUUUAUUCUCUCUCCCUCCAUUUCUCUCUUCACGACUUUCCCUUUUCCCCCAUAAAUGUUGUCAUAACUGUUUUAUUUAUUGUAUUGUGUUUUUUGGGGGGGAGGGAGGGGGUCUUUUAAUUUCCACUGAUGUGGUAAAAAUGAGGGACUAGAGUGGGGGGGGUUGUUUUUUUGUUUUUUUUGUUGUUGUUUUUUUUUUCCAAAGUUUUGUCCAGUAAUGUCACAUGCAAAACGAUUUCACAUCCAAGAUACUGUACUCAAAUCCAGACAUUGGUGUGUGUGUGUUUUCCAAUCAGUGGUCUUGUAUGUAUGCAGGUGCACAUGCUAGCCAACAGGUGGAACUCCAGUUUUCCAUUUAACUUCAAUGUGAAGGGAAUGUUACAAGCGUCUGGAUCUAUGGGGUCGUGGUGUUGGGAGGGAGCACGGUUCCCUGUGUGUGUGUGUGUGUGUGUGUGUCUGGAGGAGAGGGGAAAUAAUGAAUCUGUCCAUUGACAUGUAUCAUCUCCUGUGUCCGACCGUCUCCUGUUUUUGCUCCCUGUGUGUCAUAUGAGUGUAACGGGUUUGACCUGUUAGUACAAGUGUGUAUGCUUCACAGAUACUUGGUGAGUUUCUUGAGCACAGCUGCAGGGAAUGUAUGUGUGUGUUUGAAUGUGUGCUGGCAGACCAUGGACAUUAUUAUCUGUACUCCUGACUCUUUACAAAAUGAAGAGCUGACUAAAUGUGCUAUUUUAAUGGGUUUUUUUUUUCCAUUUUCUGAUCUGUCACUUUGUUUUUAAUUUGCUGUGACCCUGCUCUUUUAUCACCCUGGUCUGAGGGUAAAAUGUCAUUGUUGGGAACAGAACGGUUGGAUAAAGGAGAUGAUGAACAGAGAGGGAUGGAGGGAGAGAGACAGUUUUUGUUUGUUGGUAUAAAUAAUUAAACUCAUUAAUAAAGUGAUGAAACUGU
Messenger RNA from Siniperca chuatsi (mandarin fish), 4319 nucleotides. RefSeq names its product glycogen synthase kinase 3 alpha b (gene gsk3ab). Gene Ontology annotation, molecular function: ATP binding; protein serine/threonine kinase activity. The transcript has 11 exons. Gene Ontology annotation, biological process: insulin receptor signaling pathway; regulation of neuron projection development; protein phosphorylation. Gene Ontology annotation, cellular component: nucleus; axon; cytosol. Bases 154 to 1476 code for a protein of 440 amino acids. NCBI's taxonomy places the organism in Eukaryota, Metazoa, Chordata, Actinopteri, Centrarchiformes, Sinipercidae. The record is from RefSeq and is a predicted model, not a curated record.